GCCCUAGCCGACGGCGCCAGAGAUUAAAGGAAUCACUUGCAGUCAUAGCAAUUUCAUUGCACUGCUUUUUAUCAGAAACAGAGAUGAGCAACAGUAGUGAUUCUAUAAAUAACUGCCAAAAUGCUGAUUUUAUAUUCCGCAACCCGUGUUCGUAUAGUUCACCAGUGGUUGAACAAGAAGAUGUGGACGACAGGGAUGAUGAUAUGACUUUUUGCAUGUCAAAUUACGCCAAAGAAGUUUUAAAAAUGAUGUUUAUGAUGCGCUCGCAUAAUAUGCUUACGGAUGUCAUAUUAGAAGUGAAGCAGGAAUUAUUUCCAGCACACAAAGUCGUUUUGUCAGCAGCAUCUCCAUAUUUUAAAGCUAUGUUUACCGGCGGAUUAAAAGAAUCGGAGAUGUCACGAGUUCAACUGCAAGGAGUUUGCCCCACGGCAAUGGGUCGUAUAAUAUAUUUCAUGUAUACAGGCCACAUACGUGUUACAGAAGUAACGGUCUGCCAAUUACUGCCUGCUGCAACGAUGUUUCAAGUACCAAACGUAAUUAAUGCGUGUUGUGCCUUCUUAGAGAGACAAUUAGAUCCAACAAAUGCUAUUGGUAUAGCAAACUUCGCCGAACAGCAUGGGUGCUCAGAGCUUCAAAGGAAGGCUAACCAUUUUAUAGAAAGGCAUUUUACACAGGUAUGCCAGGAAGAAGAGUUUCUUCAACUCACCGCUUACCAAUUGAUUGCGUUAAUUCGUCGCGACGAGCUAAAUGUUCAAGAGGAGCGCGAAGUAUAUAAUGCUGUUCUUAAAUGGGUUAAAUAUGAUGAAGAAAACCGUUACCCAAAAAUGGAGCAUAUACUUUGUGCCGUUCGUUGUCAGUUCUUGACACCUAAUUUUCUUAAAGAGCAAAUGAGAAACUGUGAUGUGUUACGUAAGGUUCCUGCUUGUCGAGAGUACUUAGCCAAGAUAUUCAAGGAUCUGACUUUACACAAACGACCGGUAGUAAAAGAACGUACGCCAAAUACAACUCGAAUGAUUUUUGUGGCCGGAGGAUUUUUCCGGCAAUCAUUGGACAUCUUGGAAGCAUAUAACGUGGAUGACAAAACAUGGACAAUUUUGCCAAAUUUACGGAUUCCCCGGUCUGGUCUGGGUGCAGCUUUCUUGAAAGGCACAUUCUAUGCUGUGGGGGGAAGAAAUAAUUCUAUUGGUUCAUCCUAUGAUUCCGACUGGGUAGAUCGGUAUAAUGCUGCAACAGAGCAAUGGCGUCCGUGCGCUCCAAUGACAGUACCACGUCAUCGAGUUGGCGUGGCUGUAAUGGAUGAAUUGAUGUACGCAAUAGGUGGAUCCGCUGGAUCAGAAUACCACAAUUCAGUCGAAUAUUACGAUCCAGAGCAAGAUCGAUGGACCCUUGUACAACCCAUGCAUGAAAAAAGAUUAGGUGUAGGUGUGGUUGUUGUGAAUCGAUUAUUAUACGCAAUUGGAGGAUUUAAUGGAACUGAUCGACUGACAACUGUAGAAUGCUACCACCCUGAAAAUAAUGAAUGGACCUUUGUACAACCAAUGCAGUACGAGCGAAGUGGCGCUGGUAAAUACAAACGCAAAUUUUUCAGGAAAGAAAAAGCGACAGCGCUAAUAUUUUGCAAAUGUUUCAUCUUUUAUAUACCUAUUUAAUUCACUAUUACUCAGAAUGGAUACGCAUAAAUAGGGCUAUAUCUUUUUACUAGACGAACGGAAUACUAAAUAGACGUGUUGAGCUGCUAAGCCUUUUUAGCAGCUAUUAAAAUAAAACAAAUGAUUUAUGCAUAAGCUAAGCAACUGUAUUUGACAAAUUUCAGUCCACGACUAACUCAAAGAAAGUUCACCUUGAACUAUUUAUGUAUGUCCUAAUUACAUUGGGUAACUGCAAAUUCAUCACCAAAAAUAUAAAACCAGUUUUCUUAAAUGCAUGAGAAUUUACAUAUAUAUAUUUAUGUACGUAUGCACCCGCGC
Rhagoletis zephyria (snowberry fruit fly) is the source of this 1967-nucleotide messenger RNA. It is a transcript of the gene Keap1, whose product is annotated as kelch like ECH associated protein 1. Gene Ontology annotation, molecular function: protein binding. NCBI's taxonomy places the organism in Eukaryota, Metazoa, Arthropoda, Insecta, Diptera, Tephritidae. The record is from RefSeq and is a predicted model, not a curated record.